Messenger RNA from Recurvomyces mirabilis, 4524 nucleotides. Its product is annotated as ATP-binding cassette transporter snq2. The record is from RefSeq and is a predicted model, not a curated record. The coding region runs from base 1 to 4524 and encodes 1507 amino acids. NCBI's taxonomy places the organism in Eukaryota, Fungi, Ascomycota, Dothideomycetes, Mycosphaerellales, Teratosphaeriaceae. Gene Ontology annotation, cellular component: membrane. Gene Ontology annotation, biological process: transmembrane transport. Gene Ontology annotation, molecular function: ATP hydrolysis activity; ABC-type transporter activity; ATP binding. The transcript is spliced from 2 exons.
AUGGACAAGGCAGAAGAGAAGCUGGAAGAGGCGUUGCAGCUCAACCAUCCUGGACAUCACCAUGGUGGACUGAUGACUGCUGGAGACGAUGCGGAAGACCCGAGGCAAAGUAACAUCGGCAUCAGCCGCGACUCGGAUUACACACUCGUUGGCACAGACUGUGAGAAGGUGGCGCUGUCGAAAGAAGCGGUAGAGAGACGAACGCCGUCUGUGAGAAGUUCUCUGGAUCGCGACAGACUGGGCGUCAACGUAUCAGGCGCACAGAAGCACUUUGCAGAACUCCAACGCGAGCUCAGUCAUACUUCUCGACUGGAGAGACAACAAAGUCGUAGGAGUGAGAAGCGUCAGACGAAUGAUGUCGAAAAGGCUGGAUCAUCUGGAGCGAGCGAAGAUGACGAGCCCUUUAACCUCGAAGAGACGCUGCGAGGGAAUAAGCAGAUGGAAGAGGAUGCCGGUAUCAAAGGCAAGCAAAUAGGCGUGAUCUGGGACAAUCUGACUGUCCGAGGUAUUGGCGGAUCAAAAAUAUUCGUCCCAACGUUUCCACAUGCGUUCACAGGUUUCUUCUUUGCGCCGUUCAACCUGAUAGCAGACGUGUUGAAGGUCGGCAAGAAGGGCAAGCAAGUCGACAUUCUGAAGGGGUUCAAAGGUCUUGCAAGACCUGGCGAGAUGGUGUUAGUGCUUGGGAAGCCUGGCUCUGGCUGUACCACCUUUCUGAAAGUGAUCGCGAAUCAGCGUUUUGGUUAUACCGCUGUCAACGGCGAGGUUUCCUAUGGCCCGUUCACCAGCAACGAGUUCGAGAAGCGCUAUCGUGGCGAGGCGGUCUACUGCCAAGAAGAUGACAUCCAUCAUCCGACACUAACUGUCGGCCAGACCCUAGGCUUUGCACUCGAAACGAAAGUACCUGGCAAGCGACCUGGGGGUAUCAGCGUAGCUGAAUUCAGGGACAAAGUGGUCGAUAUGUUGCUGCGCAUGUUCAACAUCGAGCAUACGAAGGAUACAAUCGUUGGCAACCCCUACGUUCGAGGUAUCUCAGGAGGGGAGCGCAAGCGUGUCUCCAUUGCCGAGAUGAUGAUUGCAGGUGCUGCAGUAUGUUCGCACGACAACAGCACGAGAGGUCUGGACGCAUCAACUGCAGUAGACUAUGCGAAGUCUUUACGGAUCAUCACCAACAUCUACCGCACAACGACAUUCGUAUCGCUCUAUCAGGCCUCAGAGAACAUUUACAAGCAAUUCGAUAAGGUCAUGGUUAUCGAUGAUGGACGACAAGUCUUCUUCGGGCCCGCGCAAGAAGCGAGAGCAUACUUCGAAAGUCUCGGCUUUUUACCCAAGCCCAGACAGACCACGCCAGACUACCUAACAGGUUGUACCGACCGUUUCGAGCGAGAAUAUCAGGACGGUCGCAACGAGACGAAUGCGCCAUCUUCGCCCGACGGCCUCGCAGAAGCUUUCGAGAAGUCUAGCUACGCUGCGAAGCUCGAAGACGAGAUGACAUCCUACCGAGCAGAGGUGCGGUCCGAACAAGAAAUCUUUGACGAUUUCCGCACGGCGGUGAUUCAGGGCAAGCGUCAUGCUGGCAAGAAAUCCGUCUACUCCAUCCCGUUCUACUUGCAGAUCUGGGCCUUGAUGAAACGUCAAUUCAUCCUCAAAUGGCAGGAUCGCUUCUCACUGGUUGUAUCGUAUGCCACGUCCAUCAUCAUCGCCAUCGUCACGGGCACCGUCUGGCUCCAGCAACCCCAGACUUCGGCUGGUGCCUUUACACGAGGUGGUAUCUUGUUCAUCUCACUGCUCUUCAACUGCUUUCAAGCUUUUGCAGAAUUGGCCUCGACCAUGGUAGGACGACCGAUGCUUAACAAGCAUCGAGCGUACACUUUCAAUCGGCCGUCGGCGUUGUGGAUCGCACAGAUUUUGGUCGAUUUGGCUUUCUCAUCUGUACAGAUUUUGAUCUUCUCAAUCAUUGUGUACUUCAUGUGCGGACUCGUGCUGGAUGCUGGAGCAUUCUUCACCUUUGUGCUGGUCAUCAUCACUGCAUAUCUAGCAAUCACUUUGUUCUUCCGCACGAUCGGGUGCAUGUGUCCGGACUUUGACUCGGCUAUCAAGUUCGCAGCUGUCAUCAUCACGCUUUUCGUCUUGACCUCUGGCUACUUGAUCCAGUACGACUCUGAGCAAGUCUGGCUACGCUGGAUCUUCUACAUCAAUGCUCUGGGUUUGGGCUUUGCCGCUAUGAUGAUCAACGAGUUCAGCAGGAUUGACAUGUCUUGCGUUGGUAGCUCGCUGAUACCCAACGGACCCAGCUACGGUGAUAUCAACCACCAGGUCUGCACCCUGCAGGGCAGUCAAGCUGGCAAUGCGAUCGUGUCUGGCUCCAACUAUGUAGAAACGAGUUUCUCAUACAAUCCUGGUCAGCUCUGGCGGAACUGGGGUAUCAUACUCGGUCUGGUUGUAGCUUUCCUAGUCACCAACGUUGCGCUAGGAGAGUACAUCAAAUGGGGCGCUGGCGGUAAGACAAUUACGUUCUACGCGAAGGAGAACAGCGAGAGGAAGAAGCUCAACGAGGCCUUACAAGCCAAGAAGGCAAAGCGAAGCCGGCACGACAAGGAAGAAUCGAGCUCAGAUCUCAACAUUGCUUCGAAAGCUGUGUUGACCUGGGAGGAUCUGUGCUAUGAUGUGCCUGUACAGUCUGGGCAGCUACGAUUGUUGAACAAUAUCUAUGGCUACGUGAAGCCCGGUGAGCUGACUGCAUUGAUGGGCGCUUCGGGUGCUGGAAAGACUACUUUACUAGACGUGUUGGCAUCACGCAAGAACAUAGGCGUCAUCAGUGGCGACAGACUCAUUGACGGCUUGGCCCCAGGUACUGGCUUCCAGCGAGGUACGAGCUAUGCUGAACAGCUCGAUGUCCAUGAGUCUCAGACCACUGUACGUGAAGCUCUGCGUUUCUCAGCAGACCUUCGACAGCCGUACGAGACACCACAAGCAGAAAAGUACGCUUAUGUGGAGGAGAUUAUAGCAUUAUUAGAGAUGGAGGAUAUUGCCGAUGCCAUUAUCGGAGACCAAGAAGCCGGCCUAGCAGUCGAACAGAGGAAACGAGUCACGAUCGGAGUUGAAUUAGCUGCGAAGCCAGAACUCCUACUCUUCCUUGACGAGCCCACGAGUGGUUUGGACAGCCAAAGCGCUUUCAACAUUGUUCGCUUCCUUCGCAAGUUGGCCGCCGCUGGGCAAGCUAUCCUCUGCACCAUCCAUCAACCUAACGCCUCGCUCUUCGAGAACUUCGAUCGCCUGCUUCUCCUACAGCGGGGCGGCGAGUGCGUCUACUUCGGCGACAUCGGCAAAGACGCGCACGUUCUCCUCUCAUACUUCCGUCAACACGGUGCCGACUGUCCCUCCGAUGCCAAUCCAGCAGAGUGGAUGCUCGACGCCAUCGGUGCAGGCCAAGCCGCACGCAUAGGCGACAGAGACUGGGGUGAGAUCUGGCGCGAGUCAGACGAGCUCGAAGACACGAAACGAAUCAUCCUCCGUAUAAAAGCGGAUCGUCUCGCUGAAGUAGGCUCACUACCUCAAGUUGAGCAGAAGGAAUACGCCACACCCCUCUGGCACCAGAUCAAGCUCGUGCAGAAGAGAGCUCACAAAUCCUUCUGGCGAAGUCCCAACUAUGGCUUCACUCGCCUCUUCAACCACGUCGCCAUUGCCUUACUUACCGGCCUAAUGUUUCUCAACCUAGACAACUCUCGCAACGCCCUGCAAUACCGCGUCUUCGUCAUCUUCCAAGUCACCGUCUUACCGGCCUUGAUCCUGGCGCAGGUCCAGCCGAAAUAUGACCUCAGUCGCCUGAUUUUCUACCGCGAGGCGGCAAGCAAGACGUACAAGCAACUACCGUUUGCGUUGUCCAUGGUUUUGGCCGAAAUGCCGUACUCGUUGCUUUGCGCUGUGGGUUUCUUCAUUACGAUCUAUUAUCCUUCGGGAUUCAACCUUGCUUCCAGCAGAGCAGGCUACUUCUUCCUCAUCGUCUUAGUCACCGAACUCUUCUCCGUCACUCUCGCCCAAACCAUGUCGGCCCUGACACCAAGCACCUUCAUCGCUGUCCUCCUCAACCCCUUCGUCAUCAUCGUCUUCGCCCUUUUCUGCGGCGUCACGAACCCCUACCCCCAAAUCCCCGAAGGCUACCGCAUCUGGCUCUACCAACUCGACCCCUUCACUCGUCUGAUCUCGGGUCUCGUCGUGACAGAGUUACAUGGACUGUCGGUAGUUUGCAAGGAGAAGGAGCUCAACUUUUUCACUUCGCCACCUGGACAGACGUGUGGGGAGUACAUGCGGGCUUUCUUUGAGGCGGGCGGGCCGGGGUAUAUUGUUGAUAAUAUGACUUCGAGCUGUGGGUAUUGUGCUUACAGUGUUGGAGAUCAGUUUUAUGAGCCGCUGAAUAUCAGCUAUGAUAAGAGGUGGAGGGACUUUGGCAUUUUGACGGCAUUCAUUGGGAGCAAUCUGUUUCUCUUGUUUUUGGGAAGUCGAUACCUGAACUUCAACAAGCGGUAG